Ochotona princeps (American pika) is the source of this 1075-nucleotide messenger RNA. RefSeq names its product small RNA 2'-O-methyltransferase-like. Gene Ontology annotation, cellular component: cytoplasm; nucleus. The record is from RefSeq and is a predicted model, not a curated record. NCBI's taxonomy places the organism in Eukaryota, Metazoa, Chordata, Mammalia, Lagomorpha, Ochotonidae. Gene Ontology annotation, molecular function: RNA methyltransferase activity; O-methyltransferase activity. Bases 1 to 735 code for a protein of 244 amino acids. Gene Ontology annotation, biological process: piRNA processing; RNA methylation; siRNA processing. The transcript has a single exon.
AUGGCCACAGCUGAGCCCGUGAAAUCUGGGCACAGGGAACUUGCUUCAGGUCUCCCCUAUUCAACCCCGUUUCCAACAGAGACCCUAAGAAAUUCAGACCAUAAGUUUGAGUGGAACAGAAUGCAGUUUCAGACCUGGGCUUUGUAUGUGGCGAGUCGCUAUGAUUACUCCGUGGAGUUCACUGGCGUUGGGGAACCACCUGCUGGAGCCGAGAGUGUGGGGUACUGUACCCAGAUAGGCAUCUUCCAGAAAAACGAAGGCAAGGUGACCGAGGCGAGUAUUUCGGAGCAGCGCCAGGAGUGGGCUUACAAAGCUGUUUUCACAGCUUCCUAUCCAAGCCUGCAGCAGGAACGGUUACUCAGACUCGUGCUCGUGAACGAGGUGUCCCGGCAGGUGGAGAGCUUGCGGCUGAAGCAUCUACGGAAGCUGAAGGAGGAGGAGGAGAGGAUGUUGGGCGUCAAGCUCCCUGAGGCGGACAGUGACUUCCCAUCCUUUGGGCCAGUCUUCACAGAGGCCGAAAAAGCCAGGAUAGAGAAUUCCCCCAAGCCCUUUGUUAUGGGAACAAAGUUUUUGGUGCCACUGCAGAGACUAAUGGCUUAUCCCAAAUUGCGCUGCAUAUGCCCCAGUGAGGACAUGAUGCGGUCGCUCAUUGAUGACUGCGUGUGUCUGAGCAGCAAUGCAUCUGCCGUGGUGGUUGACCUACAUGAUUAUUAUGAUUAUCUGUUUGAUUUUUGAGCCACCCUUAGUUCCUGAAAUUCAGGGUUUUGGUGAUAGUUAGGCUCGCUUAAAUUUAUAACUUCCUGUGUAGUCAUAAUUCAAGUGACUUUUUUUUCCUAAAAGUUGUACCCCCAAAGUCAUGUCCUAAGCCAGUGGAUGGUAAGUCUGACACAGAGCCAGGCUCCCCUUCACAUAAGGAGGAUAUUAGGGUUUAGCUAAAGGUGGUGGUAGGUUUUCCUUUGAAUUCACAAAUUUUAUUUUCUCAGGAAUGAAGAAAUUGGAAGUUGCAGUAUGUUUUUUUUAACUUACCCAUAUAUUUUUAUGUUGGAAUAUGUUGUAUGUGCCAUUAAACUUUUUA